Heterobasidion irregulare TC 32-1 is the source of this 1070-nucleotide messenger RNA. It is a transcript of the gene hep6, whose product is annotated as cellulose and lignin medium expressed protein hep6. The record is from RefSeq and is a predicted model, not a curated record. The transcript is spliced from 4 exons. The coding region runs from base 156 to 929 and encodes 257 amino acids. NCBI's taxonomy places the organism in Eukaryota, Fungi, Basidiomycota, Agaricomycetes, Russulales, Bondarzewiaceae.
UGCUUUCCAUCUUUCUUUGACGCCAUCUAGGACUGGUUCCUCCCCUGCACAGACUCGUCCCUCGUUCUACAUCCGUUCUUUGCAAACUCAGCUGGUCUUUCAUCGCAUCAGUCAUUUCCUAGCCAGUUUCAAAUAUUGUCAUUUUCGAGUCCAGCAUGUUUUCCAAGUCCUUCAUCGCGUCUCUCCUCGUCCUCGCCCUCUCCGCGCAGGUCCACGCCCACGCUGCGAUCGCGCCCGCACUCGGCGUGAAAGGUACACCUGUCCGCAGCGACGUCCAGCGCCCAUCUGCAGCCAAGCCCUGCGGCAAUGCCAACAUUGCGGGCACCAUCGACUCUUCCACGGCAGUCGCCGCCGCUGCCGAUGGCACUUUCGCCGCCACGAUCUCUAACUUCAACGCCGGCAAAGAUGGCUCGCGCCAAGUGACCGCCCAGAUCGAUGCCACCGGCACAGGCAAGAGUUUCGUUGCUGCAACGGUAGUGACCAAUGGCGAUGCUGCUCCUACCAACGUCGGCUCGCAACAGCUCUCCAUCAAGCUCCCCGCUGGGACUAAAUGCUCUGGCGGUGCCUCCGGCGACCUCUGUCUCGCCUCGUUCACCACCGCAGGCGGGUUCGGCAAUUGUGUCGUCGUCUCCCAGGGCGCUGCAACUGGAAAUGCCGCUGCCGCGGCUCCCGCAACGAGUGCUGCCGCGACCGGUGCCGUGACCGGAGCUGCUACUGGUGCUGCCACUGGCGCCGCUGCUGGCGCUGCCGCUGGUGCCGCUGGUCGCAAGGGUAAGGGUCAGAAGGCGAAGGCCGCCGCGGCUGCCGCCAAGGCAAACGCUGCCAAGACCAACGCUGCCAAGGUUAAUGCCGCCAAGGCCCAGAAGGCCGCUCGCUCCUUCGACCGUGCUUGGGCUUCCCGCCGUAACGUGUACGUUCCCGUGGCGUAAAGCGAUGAGGGCCUGUGUGCGCGGGUCUCGCUGGGUCAUGAUUUUUGCUUUUUUAAUGGGUUUGUUGCUAUGGACGUACACUGCUCUGUACGGGAUUUGGUUUUCAAUGCAAAGGAAAGCUUUGAGCCGGAUAUGGUCUUG